Molecule: messenger RNA, 1056 nt
Organism: Marchantia polymorpha subsp. ruderalis
Lineage: Eukaryota; Viridiplantae; Streptophyta; Marchantiopsida; Marchantiales; Marchantiaceae
Source: the annotation of a GenBank genome assembly
CCGCGGAUCGGACUCGGAUAAGGAAGGAGGCCGGGCGCGCGGGGGGGCGCGCUGCGUCGCCGUUACGAAUGAUGCCGCGGGGAUUCGCAUCGCGCUUUUCAUCCGUUCGCGUGGCGUGGGUUCGAGGGUUCUCUCUCAUAGGCCCCUCGCGUCGUCUUCACGUCGACUAUCGAGAACAUCGAGUCCCGGCUCUUGACGAGCGCCUACCAUCGCAUGCUGAGACGGCUUCUCUUUCUGCGUUGCUCGAUUGUUCCGUUGCUUCCGAUUUUGGUGCGGUGGGCAUGUCCCGUCGAACCUGGCAAAUUGUGAUUUGGACACUUAUGGAGUAUUAUGUGAUUUUGCUGUUCUUAUUCUUCUUGGGUGUGUCACUCGGUGCACGCAAGCUGGAACACGCGUGGCGAAGUUGAGAGAGUCCCCUCUCCGACAGUUCGCUUCCAUGGAUAUGAUUCACUUGUCCAUUCCAGAUAUGAUGCAGUACAAUCCAGAAAGGUUGCAGUACUGUAGUUGCUUCCGUGCUCUGUUCGUAUUUGAGUUUGGAGUUUGAAGUUUUUUCGGAGAUGACAAGGUUUGGAGAGAGUGCACGAAGAAGUCACUUAUGAUGAAGCUGCUUUUGAGUGCGAUUGGUUACGUGCUAGCAUGUCGUUUGUGAUCUUCUAGGGUACUGCGUUGCUUAUCCAACUAGAGAUUCUAUUAUAACUUAUCUAGGUAUGUUUCUCAUGUAGAGAAGACAAAGGGCAUUAAACGGAUUGUUGUUAGAAAGUUCUUGUUGGCCUUUGUUUAUCGUACCGUGAUCAGGUAGUGUUGUUCCCAUAUCUAUCGGAACAUUUAUCCACCCCAGGAGAUAUGAAGAGUUGUCGUUGGACACUUAACAGAUCUUUCUAUUUCACGAGUUUACAUUGUAAGCGAUUUAACAGCGACUCACAUGUAUUCAUCUUUAGAGAGGUUAAAGAUUUUUACUGAGAUUAUUGGACCUUUGUCAACCCCAAUUCAUUUCAUAGUGUUCACAUCUUUCCCUCUUCUGGUAUUUCACAUUUCACAUUUCACUUUAUGAAAUAA